AAGGCUAACCAAAAGCAUCGUGAAAUGCGCGGUCUUACCUCGGCUACCAAGAAGUCUCGUGGACUUGGAAAGGGAUAUGGCUACAGCAAGACUAUUGGUGGUUCACGUCAUGCGGCUUGGAGACGCAAUAACACAGUUCAAAUGAGACGACGUCGUUAA
Rodentolepis nana is the source of this 159-nucleotide messenger RNA. The record is from the annotation of a GenBank genome assembly. Lineage: Eukaryota; Metazoa; Platyhelminthes; Cestoda; Cyclophyllidea; Hymenolepididae.